CCACCCAAAAAGAAAACCCCAUUGAUUUCCCACCUCCAUCCACGUAUACCACUUGCAUGUAUCUCAUCAAAAUAACAACCCCACACCUGUCACUUUAUUAAUUUCACACACACUCCACCACACUCUCCCUUUCUUUAUUUUCAUUUCAUUUGUCUCACUUUCCUCUUUCUCUUGUACAACAACAAAUUAUCAAUCAAUCUCAUGGCUGAUCUUAACCAAAGCUCAGCCUAUACACAAAGACCCACAACCACCGCCACGUCAUCGUCCUCAUCAGCGGCGUUUCUUAAAAGGCUUCACGACCUUCACGCCCCUAACUCAACCCAACUCGUUGGCAUCUUAACCCUUCUCGUUACCGGAUCCAUUCUCCUCCUCUUCACCGGUUUAACCGUAUCUGCCACCGUUAUCUCUAUCAUCUUCUUCUCGCCGUUGAUCAUCGUUUCCAGCCCAAUAUGGGUCCCAGCUGGUACCUUUUUCUUCCUCCUAACCGCUGGAUUCCUGUCCAUGUGUGGAUUCGGUCUCGUCGCUGUUGCUGCUUUCUCUUGGUUGUACCGUUACUAUAGAGGUCUUCACCCGCCCGGUUCGGACCGGUUCGAUUAUGCUCGGAACCGGAUUUAUGAUACUGCUUCCCAUGUUAAAGAUUAUGCUAGAGAGUAUGGUGGGUAUUUGCAGAGUAAGGUUAAAGAUGCAGCGCCCGGUGCUUGAACCAAACCGGUUUGCUUUUCUUUAAUCGUAUCACAUAUAUAUUGAACCGGUUUUUUGUUUUUUUAUUUAUUUAUUAAGUUAAGGUGUUUGUAAUGCUAAUGGUUGUAGAAUUAAGAAGUCGUGUGAUGUUUAUUAAUUAUUCUUUUGUUCCUUUUUUCUUUGUCUUUGUUGUCAUGGUGUCUGUGUCUGUGUUUUGUAUCUUCAUCAUCUGGACAUGAGAAGAAUCGCCAAUAUAUUACCUUUGUUAGUUGUUACUCUAACAUCAUCAAUCGAUCAUUCUCUUUUUUUA
Messenger RNA from Cicer arietinum (chickpea), 991 nucleotides. RefSeq names its product oleosin G. Gene Ontology annotation, biological process: lipid storage. NCBI's taxonomy places the organism in Eukaryota, Viridiplantae, Streptophyta, Magnoliopsida, Fabales, Fabaceae. Gene Ontology annotation, cellular component: membrane; monolayer-surrounded lipid storage body. The record is from RefSeq and is a predicted model, not a curated record.